CGAGGCGGGCAGCAGCCCCAGCCACUCGGCGGAGAAAUCCGCCGGUUCCGCCAGCCCGCCCGGGAACACGUGGGCGCCGGGCAUGAAGCCGCUGCGGGAGCUCCGGCGCAGCAGCAGCAGCUCGUAGUCGAAGGGGCCGAGCGGCGAGCGCGGCGGCCGGCCCGGGCCCGGCGUGCCCGCCGCCAGCAGCAGCGUGGCCGCCUCCCGCCAGUGCCGCAGCCGCGGGUUCAUCUUGGCGAGGCGGAGGGCGCCGGGGCGGCCGCGCUCCCGCGGGCUGGGCGGGCGGCACCGCCGCCUGCGCCCCCGGAGGAGCCACUGCAGCCGCGGGGCGGGCCAGCGCCGGGGGAGGCCCGCAGGAGGCGGGACAGCGCCGGGAUGCCUCAGCCCCCCUCAGCCCUAAGCCGAACAUCUCCUUGGAAUAUCUGAAGUCCAUAUGGCUAUGUAUGAUGAAGAUAUCUUGAAAAAUCCCUUUUAUUUGGCCAUUCAGAAGCGACGUCCUGAUCUAUGCAGCAAAGUUGCAGAACUCCAUGGUAUUGUGCUAGUUCCAUGCAAAGGAAGCCUUUCAAGCAACAGUCUUUCUACCUGCCAGUUUGAAUCUUAUGUUCUGAAGCCGCUGGAAGAAAAUUUUCAAACCUUAAAUGGAAAGGAGAUCUUCAUCCAAGGAAACCUCAUCAUUCUAGGAGCUGGUUUUAAUUACACCCUCUCAGUACCUGUUCUCUUUGAGGAAACCUUUUACAAUGAAAAAGAAGAAAGCUUUAGUAUAUUGUGCAUAGCUCAUCCACUGGAAAAAACAGAAAACUCAAGUGAAUCUACAGCUUCAUCAAACUCCUAUUCUCUUAAAAACAUUGACGAUGUUAGAGAGUUCCUGGGAAGGCACUGUGAGAGAUUUGAUAAAUACAUAGGAUCUUUCUAUAGAACAUUUAAAGAACAUGAAAGGAAAAGCCUCCGCCACUACAUAGAUUCUGUCAAUGCACUUUAUACCAAAUGUCUGCAGCAUCUUUUGAGAGAUUCGCACUUGAAGAUGCUUGCAAAGCAAGAAGAGCAGAUGAAUCUGAUCAAACAAGCAGUUGAAAUGUAUAUCCAUCAUGCUAUUUAUGAUCUAGUUUUCAAAUAUGUGGGGACGAUUGAGGCAAGUGAGGAUGCUGAUUUUAAUAAAAUCACAAGGAGCCUUCAAGACCUGCAGCAAAAAGACAUUGGAGUGAAGCCCGAGUUCAGUUUUAAUAUACCACGUGCAAAGCGGGAACUGGGUCAGUUGAACAAAUGCACUUCCCCUCAACAGAAGCUACUUUGUCUGCGUAAAGUUGUACAAAUUAUUAUGCAGUCUCCAAGCCAAAGAGUUAACAUGGAAACCAUGUGUGCAGAUGAUCUUCUCUCUGUUUUGCUGUAUUUGCUUGUAAAAACAGAAAUCCCAAACUGGAUGGCCAAUUUGAGUUACAUAAAGAACUUCAGGCUCUGCAGCUCAGUGAAGGAUGAGCUGGGGUACUGCCUGACCUCCAUUGAGGCUGCAAUAGAAUACAUCCGGCAAGGCAACCUCUCGGACAGAUCAACAGAAUCUGAGAGUCUGUGUGACAAGCUGCUCUUAAGACAAAGGAUGAACUUAUUGUCCCAGAUGUCUGCUGCACCAAUAGACUGCUUGUUUAAGCAUAUUGCUUCAGGUGAUCAGGAGGAAGUGGAGCGGCUGCUAAGUCAAGGUGACAGUGAUAAGGACACUGUACAGAAAAUGUGUCACCCGCUGUGUUACUGUGACAAAUGCGAGAAGCUGGUUUCUGGGAAACUGAAUGACCCUUCCAUUAUCACCCCCUUUUCCCGAGAUGACCGGGGAUAUACACCGCUUCAUAUAGCUGCUAUUUGUGGUCAAACUUCAUUAGUGGAUUUACUCGUAGCCAAAGGAGCCAUUGUCAAUGCCACAGAUUACCACGGUUCAACUCCCCUUCACCUCGCCUGUCAGAAGGGAUACCAGAGUGUUACACUGCUCUUAUUGCACUACAAGGCAAGUACUGAUGUUCAGGACAAUAAUGGAAAUACUUCACUUCAUUUAGCCUGCACUUACGGUCAUGAGGAUUGUGUCAAGGCUUUGGUGUACUAUGAUGUGCAUUCCUGCAGACUGGAUAUUGGCAAUGAGAAGGGAGACACUCCUCUCCACAUCGCUGCUCGCUGGGGCUAUCAAGGGAUCAUUGAAGUGCUCUUGCAAAAUGGGGCAAACCCAGAAAUUCAGAACCGGAUGAAAGAGACUUCCCUACAGUGUGCAUUGAAUUCCAAGAUUUUGUCAUUGAUGGAAGUAAACUACCUAACAUUUGAAAGAGGACAGAGUGCUUCUGAGUCACCGCUUAGGUCUCCUCAGCACUCAACAGAAACUUUCAGCAGAGGAUCAUCUGUCUCAAGCCUGUCAUCAGCAUCAACUGAUAUAAGGCAAGAAGAAGCAAAAAACAGUUAUAAAGAGGUGGAAAAACUCCUGAGAGCAGUUGCUGAUGGAGAUCUGGAAAUGGUCCGUUAUCUCUUGGAAUGGGUGGAAGAAGACUUGGAAGAUGAGGAUGAUACAGCCAGUACAUCAAAACCAGAAUUCUGCCAUCCAUUAUGCCAGUGCUCAAAAUGUGGGCCAGCACAAAAGAAGUUUUCCAAGAUCUGUGCCAACGGGCUGGGGGUGAAUGUUUCAAACCAGGAUGGUUUCACCCCACUGCACAUGGCUGCUCUGCACGGGCACAGUGAGCUGGUGUCGCUGCUGCUGCGCCACGGCGCCAGUGCCAGCGCCAAGAACUCACAGCUGGCAGCUCCCCUGCACCUGGCCUGCCAGAGGGGACACUCCCAGGUGGUAAAGUGUCUGAUGGAUUACAAUGCUAAACUAAAUAAAAAGGAUAUAUAUGGAAAUACUCCCUUAAUUUAUGCAUGCUUGAAUGGUCACUAUGAGACUACUGCCCUGUUGUUGCAGCACGGAGCCUCCGUGAACCUCUCCAACGCCAAGGGCAGCACAGCCCUGCACGAGGCCGUGGUGGGCAGGAGCGAGGCGCUGGUGGCGUUGCUGCUGCAGCACGGGGCCCUGCGGCACCUGCGCAACGAGCGCGGCUGCAGCCCUGCCGACUGCGCCGAGCCCAAUUCAAACAUCAUGAAGUUGCUGGAAGUAGCACCAAGCUGUGUCCCCACAUCAGCAGAGGGAGAGAAGGAGAGCGAGCAGCACGUUACUGGCAAGAUAAGGAAAAAAGUGCACCCUAAGCCCUGUGAGGAAGCUGAUGAUCCCAUAAGGAGACAACUUCAACUGGUCCAAUCAAUUAACAGAUUUAACAAAGAAAAACACUUACGGAGAACAAUAACAAGAGAUAAAAGCGUCCCUAAUUUUGACUAUCACUUACUGCACCAGAUGGCUAUUAAAAGCUUUGAUAAAAGGAAAUUAAAAUCUGUUGGAAUGCUGGACCAGAGCACAGGUCAGGUGACUGACUCGGGCUGCAGUGGUGGGUUUGUGGAAGAUGAUGACACGGCAGCUCCUCACAGGAGUAAAUUAUUGCAGCGCAGACACACGGUCACUGUGCCCCUGCCAGCAGAGGGCAGCGACGGUGGCUCCUGCAGCCCUGCAGAGCCAGGUGUGCCACAGCCACAGGACUGGCAUGGCUCAGGUUCAGAUCACUGAAGGGAAGCAGGGAUUUGAAGCCCGAAGCUGAGGAAGUUGGUGGUGUGAAUUUCAGUAGCCCUUCACUUGCGUGUCAGAUGGCGGUGACAUUCACACACCCGGUUCAGAGCAGGCACAGGCUCUGCAGCACAGCUGGAAUGUUCUGGCACCCUGGGGCUUGAGUCCUCUGUUCAUCUAGGAGGUGACCACACAGCCAGAUCAUUACUGAUCUCACUAACAGGGAUGUAACGGAGAUGAAGACAGCAAAAUUACUUUCCUAUUCUAUUCAGCACUUAUUAAAAAGUUCUAUGUAACAGUAAACCAAAUGAAACCCUGUAUUGUAUUUUUCAGCCACCCACUUUAAAAGUCUUUGAAUAAUUUUUGCAUUUUCAGUUUUUAUCACUACAUUGAGAAUUAAAUAUAUUUAUAUAUAUAAAAAGAUAUAUUGGAUUACAAGGUAUUUAUUGCCAGAGGUAAUUGAAAUGUCUCUAUUUUUAUUGUAAUGUUACAAACCAUUAUAGUAUAUAUUUCUGUAUAUUUCAGUAGCUGGACAAACAAUAGUCCGUAACAUCUGCAUUACUAAUGUGAAGGGAUGUAAUCCUUGCUAGUAUCUCAGCAAUGCUCCCCUGUACUGGAGCUGCAAGAUCAAGUUCUUACAGAGGAGCCAAGAUACUAGGGUAAAAGUGGAGAGCCCUUGACAGAGCUAAACUUUGGACUUGAUGUUCACAGCCUAACAAAAAAGCAGAAGCAAGCACAAGGUGCUUGUGUUUUAUUGUAGCAUGCAUUUAAGUUGCUUUUCCCCUCCUCUAAAGGAAGUAAUGCAAAAAUGCACAAGUAUUCACAAUUCUGAUCCUGGGCAACAUCCACAGACAAAAGUGCUUCAGAGCCUGCUCUGGACUGCUGUUAAAAAGGUAAAAUUCCCAUUAUGAAAGGUACUUCUCACAUCAGUGACCACUGGCUAGAGUAGGCCAAAUCCUGCCCCAUUCCCAGGGGUGAUCACUUCUGAAAGCUACAGGGAACUACCAAGUGGCUGCUUAGAUUGGAAGUUCAUUUUCUACUGUUUGGUUAUGGGAGGACAAGCUGUAAAUAGCACAAGCCAGGUUUUGCAGUGUAGUUUUUUUUUUUAUUCUUGGCUCAUCACAUCCAGCUUGCAUUUUAUUUCAUGAACUGUUUGUAUAGAUAAUUAUCUUUUUUUUUAACUGUGGUAUUAGUAAACUACCUGGCAAAAUACAAAGCUGGAAGAUAAGAGUGCUGGGUUUUUCAGGUAACUUUUUAAUCUAAGAGGUAAAAUGUCAAAAGACAUUUGGAUUUGAGGGUAAUGUGUUUAUUUUUCUAAUAAUUUAUGAGUUCAUAUGAUUUUCAGAUGUGCCUUGGAUUUGUGCCAAAUGAUGGAAAGAAAAAACAAGUAAAAGAACUCUUGAAAAUG
Molecule: messenger RNA, 5024 nt
Organism: Vidua macroura (Pin-tailed whydah)
Lineage: Eukaryota; Metazoa; Chordata; Aves; Passeriformes; Viduidae
Gene: ANKRD27
Product: ankyrin repeat domain 27
Exons: 29
Coding region: 434-3619 (1061 amino acids)
Biological process (GO): neuron projection morphogenesis; early endosome to late endosome transport
Cellular component (GO): neuron projection; tubular endosome; plasma membrane
Molecular function (GO): guanyl-nucleotide exchange factor activity; SNARE binding
Source: RefSeq, a predicted model, not a curated record